Messenger RNA from Quercus robur (English oak), 561 nucleotides. Its product is annotated as U-box domain-containing protein 14-like. The transcript is spliced from 2 exons. Gene Ontology annotation, molecular function: protein binding. The coding region runs from base 1 to 561 and encodes 186 amino acids. Gene Ontology annotation, cellular component: nucleus; cytoplasm. The record is from RefSeq and is a predicted model, not a curated record. NCBI's taxonomy places the organism in Eukaryota, Viridiplantae, Streptophyta, Magnoliopsida, Fagales, Fagaceae.
AUGUCAAAACUUUGGGAUAUUCUUGCCGGUUAUGCCUGGAUAGAUAGAGAUGUUGGCUAUAUUGUCAAGUUUUCUCUGCAACCAAACAGAAAAGAGAAACCCAAAAUUGCGAAGAACAAGCUAGAAAACCUGCUCAAAAUCGCGAAAGCUGGAGCGGUUAAGCCGUUAAUCUUGUUGAUUUCCUUGGCCAAUCCUCAGCUCCAAGAGUAUGACGUCACAGCGAUUUUGAAUCUCUCGCUCUGCGACGAGAAUAAGGAGUUCAUAGCCUCCUCUGGUGCGAUUAAGCCACUGGUUCGAGCUUUGAGAUUGGGAACUCCGAUGGUGAAAGAGAACUUGGCUUGCGCUCUACUUCGACUCUCUCAAGUAGAUGAGAACAAAUUCGCGAUCGGACAGUCAAAAGCGAUUCCGCUGUUGGUGAAUCUUCUAGAAAGCGGUGGUUUUUGCGGGAAAAAGGACACGUCGACGGCUCUGUACUCUUUGUGCUCUGUAAAGGAAAACAAGAUCAAAGCCGUCCAAGCUGGAAUCACGAAGCCAUUGGUGGAGGAGGUGUUUGGGGAGUGA